AUGGCGGCGGCCCCGGCGGAGGCGGGCGGGGAGCCCUCAGUGCCGGCCGGGCCCGCCACGGGCGCUGUGGGGGCCGCGGGCCCCGCCGGGAACCACCGCGAGGCCGCGGGGGAGGGAGAGGAGCUGUCGCCGCCGCCGCUGCCGGGGCUGCGGCUGGUGCAGCAGGGCGCCGAGGCGCACGUGUACCGCGGGCUGUUCCUGGGCCGCGCGGCCGUGGCGAAGCUCCGCGUCCCCAAGCGCUACCGGCACCCCGCGCUGGAGGAGCGGCUCAGCCGCCGCCGCAUGACACAGGAGGCGCGGUCGCUGCUGCGCUGCCGGCGGGCAGGGAUUCCAGCUCCAGCCGUGUACUUCGUGGAUUAUGUCACCAACUCCAUAUAUCUUGAAGAUAUCGUAGACUCAGUUACAGUUCAGGAUCAUAUUUACUCUGUACAGCGGAGUGGAAAUGAUGCCAGCAGCCUCCAGAGCUUAGCAGAGAAGAUGGGUGAGCUGUUAGCAAGGAUGCACGAUGAAGAUAUUAUCCACGGGGAUCUCACAACUGCCAAUCUCCUCCUGCGGCCACCCCUGGAGGAGCUGGACUUGGUGCUGAUAGACUUUGGACUCAGUUUUAUUUCGGGUCUUCCAGAGGAUAAAGGAGUUGAUUUGUAUGUUCUGGAAAAAGCCUUCAUUAGCACUCAUCCAGAUACUGAAGUGAUGUUUAAAGCUCUGCUGAAGAGCUAUGCAGCCACAUCUAAAAAAUCUGGUCCUGUCAUCAAAAAGCUGGAUGAGGUGCGGCUGAGGGGAAGGAAGAGAUCCAUGAUUGGGUAGGAGAGGGCAGGUUUGGGGAUGGGGAAAUAUUACGUUCUGCAAAUAGGGUUAUUUAUAUUUCUAGUUGGGUUUAUUUUGCAUAUCACUAUUUUGAUAACCGUGUCUUCAAAUAAAUAACUCUGAAUGAGUUUAAGUG
Molecule: messenger RNA, 940 nt
Organism: Myiozetetes cayanensis
Lineage: Eukaryota; Metazoa; Chordata; Aves; Passeriformes; Tyrannidae
Gene: TP53RK
Product: TP53 regulating kinase
Exons: 2
Coding region: 1-804 (267 amino acids)
Biological process (GO): protein phosphorylation
Cellular component (GO): EKC/KEOPS complex; nucleus; cytosol
Molecular function (GO): ATP binding; protein serine/threonine kinase activity
Source: RefSeq, a predicted model, not a curated record